GUUUGAAAAUGGCGGCGCAGUUUGGCAAAGAACACGAUUGCUACGUGCUUGGAGCCGCACCGCUGGAUGUAGUUUUAGUGAAAGAAGCACUGGUGACUGCCUGUAUAGUCUACCUACAACUCAAUUAUUGCAAUACAAUGAAAUUUUCCUCUUAGCUGAAAGCAAUAACAACAUACCAGUGAAAUGGUCUUCCGCAGCUAAAGGUGACAACAUGCUGUCACUUCCACACGUGUAGAAAAUGCAAUUUAGAUCUACAGACCACUUGAACACUUAGGACACUAGCGAACAAAACAACUUAAUUACGAAUACAAAGGACGACUUUGUUUACGUCAACAGUAUUAGUUUAGCGUAGUCUGCUUACGCAUUCCAACAGUAAUUAUCUAUAAUAUAGGGUGUACUGCCACAGCUAAAUUAAUUAAUAGCACAGUACUGUACCAUCUUUGGUAUGCCACUAAGAAGCUCGUUUCACUACCAGAAGUUUGUACAGGUCAAAGUGAGAUCAAAUAGAAGUUGAAGCGUGCUUGUUAUUACGCAGUGGAUGAUCAAAUCAACAUUAUUUGGCACGUGCUGACCUGUCUGAGUGAUCCCAGGCGUGAGUAGGUAUGUACACAGACGGAGCCAAGAAAUUAGGAUCUCCAUGCACUGCAGUGUACCAUACUCCCUAUCCGUUUCUGUGGAAACAAGCAACUUUACAUCAUUUUUAGCUCGAUAUGCGUCAGCAACUUUCGCUCCAAGCACCCAGUCUUCCGUGGAAGCUUAGAAUUAGCUAGUUGUUUUCUCUCCACGACGCAAGUCAUCAGUUCUACGUCUCUCGUCUAGCUAUCUGAUAUCAGUAUGAGGUCGCUAGGACAAUUAACUCAAUUGUAAUCUGUAUGGCUGGGUAACUAUUCAGUGAGGAUAAUUGAUACUUACCAUGCGGUCAUUAGACCGUAGCUGUCUGCUAUUCGCGACGUUUCUACGUUCGAGGGUGGUCAUCGACAUGCAUUAGCAGUCCGUAUUGUCGGGCAGCGGCGUAUUUGAUUGAGAGAUGUGCGCAAUUUUGUCAGUCAGAGCCGCGGUCAGUGUACAACUAACUGCAGCCGUAUCUCUGCGAUGACGUGGCCAAUUCUGUCAUUUUCACUCGUCAUUGCCUUCACUUCGUUUGGUCUGUGUCAAUCGGUGACGUACCUGUGUGCUGAAGCAACAACAUUGUGUAACCGGAGUAGCACGUGUUCUUCUACCAUGUCGACCAUGGCCGUCGCUUGCCAGACUGUAUACAAGGGAACGGGCUGCAGUGGAGAGUGUCUACGAGAAUAUCAGCGACUUAUCAGUGGACCAAUUGGAAUUCAAUUUAAUGGCUGCGACUGUCAAGGAGACGUCGGUUGUCUCGAUCGAACGACUUUGUUUCACAGCAGCUGCUACCCUAGGCAGUCGCCGUGUGCUAUCGUAGUCGACAAGUGCAAUGGUGAAUCGCGUUGUAGAGUGGCUCUGGCGAACUUUAGAGUUCAUUGCAGGACUGUUCUAGAUGAAAACGCCAAGGGCUGCACUCUCACGUGUAAGAACUCAUUGGACAUUUUGCUAACGCAUUCGAUUAUCGGUGAGCACAUUUGUCUGUGUCAACCUCAAGACAUGUCUAGCUGUGACGAGUUUGCAAAGAGUAUUACUUUGGCUAUGAUUACGUGUGAAGAAGGCCCGCUGAGAGAAGAUGACCAGCUGACAGAAGAAGUGACAGAAGUUUCAACGGCAGUGAGAGUCACCGCUUGUGACAUACUCUUUUGGGUUUGUUGCCUCUUGGUGACCUGCAUUCUCCAUUCGUUUUUGUGGGAGUCCUUUUAGUUAGCAAAUGCAAACUGGUGACUUGCAAUUUAAAGGCCAUGAAAUCAUUUCUAUUGUUUGAAGCAAUUAAUAGAUGGAACUGUGCUAGAGUGGUAAACUCAAUUGUUCUCCGUAAUUACGUAAUUACUACUAGUAGUUGACUCAAGACUUUACAAUCAUUGUCUUUGUCAGAGUAAUUAGACUUGGUUGAGUGAAUAGGAUAUAUUUGACAGAAGUCAUAAUUACAAUUUGUG
This is a messenger RNA of Corticium candelabrum, 2048 nucleotides long. RefSeq lists its product as uncharacterized. The transcript has 4 exons. NCBI's taxonomy places the organism in Eukaryota, Metazoa, Porifera, Homoscleromorpha, Homosclerophorida, Plakinidae. Gene Ontology annotation, biological process: regulation of cell cycle. Bases 1093 to 1815 code for a protein of 240 amino acids. The record is from RefSeq and is a predicted model, not a curated record.